Verticillium alfalfae VaMs.102 is the source of this 3570-nucleotide messenger RNA. RefSeq lists its product as hypothetical. The transcript is spliced from 6 exons. The record is from RefSeq and is a predicted model, not a curated record. Lineage: Eukaryota; Fungi; Ascomycota; Sordariomycetes; Glomerellales; Plectosphaerellaceae. Gene Ontology annotation, biological process: ribosome biogenesis. Gene Ontology annotation, cellular component: nucleolus. Bases 1 to 3570 code for a protein of 1189 amino acids.
AUGGAUGUGAUAAUGGCAAAUGGCCAUGGCUCUACGGAGACUUUUACCCGUGGACGAGACCUUGUCAAGACCGUACGAUCACUCGACCAGACCGGACCAGGAAAUGAUGGUGAACAUAUUGAGCGCGCCUGGGCUCUUCUCACCUCCGUCAGUUCCAGUCACUUCUACGCCGCCGAGGAGACUGUGCUGCGAUGGCUUCUCAAGUCCAUGAAGACGAACAACGAUGCCGCCGACACUCUGCGAAGAUUUCCCUUGACAUGGCGGAUCCUGGGCUGCACAUUUCAAAGGAUACCUCUAUUCUCUCUCGCGAAAUCUCUCGCCGAUAGAAAGUUUAUGGCCAUCUUGCAACAGACUCUCAAGAGCAUCUCGAAACCGGUCACACCCAAGGAUGCUGUCCCCGCGCCAUCGUCGAAGAAGAGGAAGAGAACACCCGAGGUUAUAUUCGAUCUCGAAGCUUUGAAGACACGGGACGGCUGUAUAAGCACGGGAGACGCGGUUCUGGGAGCGCUCCGAAUCCUUCUAGCUCGUGUUGAUGGAGCCGCACAUACAUCCCAGAAUGAACGCAUGGGCGCGGAACACAUCAAGGGUCUCUUCUCGCAACCUGCCAGUGAUGUGGUAACCUACCUGGCCCCCAUCCUUUCGCUGUGCGAAUACUCAGCUACCAGCGACCUGAGCUGCGCCGAAACGCAAGAGAAUUGGAUUCACACACUGUCCGCGAUAUGGAACCUGCGACUACAAGGGCAGGCCGAUAGCUUGGAGGUAGCUCUCUACCUUUCGCGAUCUGCCUUUGGCCUUCUGGGAAAGCUGACUGGGCUGGCAAUCGAUGUCGACAUCACACUUGAGGACCAUGUCAAGUCUUCUUGGGUACAACAACUAGAGAGCUUCAUGCAUCGCAAUCUUUUCCUUCCUGCAAAAUCGGCUUUUCUUAAUCGAAAGGACCUCGAAGCACCCAUCCGGGCAGUUGAUAUCUCUAGACCUAUCGCCUCAGUCGCGGGCCCCGUGUUCUUUCACUUGGCGUCCACAACACCCCGGAUUCUCUCCGGGCCAAGCGCAUCGACGUCUGAAGAGGACUGGGCCAAGGCAACAUUCAAGUUGGCGCGCGACAGCUUGGCCGACCUGACCCCACAGAAGAAAUCCACGACUCUGAAGAUCAUGCUUGGCGAAGCAAUUGCCAACAGGUCAAAUAUUGACUUAGCAGAUCUUCGCGCCCUGUGCAAGGACCACGCUCUCGGCAGCGAUUCCACAGACUGGCAGGCCUUGUCACUCGUGGCACAGUGCGACCCCGAUGUUUUCCUUCUUACGGACGAUGGGGCUCUAUUGUUGAACACGGUUGCGGACCGGCUGCUGCAACCACAAUCUUCCCUAGGCGGUGAAGAAGAUCUAGAGGCUGUGCUGCAAUUGAGGCUCUUCGAUCUCAUGCAGGAUGCUUGGCUGUCAGAUACUCUGCCUUCGGACCUCCUCGCUCUUCGCUGGCCAAUCAUCGCGAGCACGGUUUCCUGGGUCAACAAUGAGGCGGCUUCCAAGAUUCGAUCGAAGGUGCAGUCCGAACUCAAGAAGACCUUGGCCAAGGGCAAGCUGGAAAAGCCCGACACGUUCGAGGCUUUCCGCGCCGCCACUCAGCUUUGGCUGUCAGCCUUCCCAGAUGGCGAGGAUGUAGCGGAGCUUGCUGCACUACUCGGAUCUUUCGCCGACCGAUUAGCCAAGCAACUUCGAAAGCUAAAGCCAGCGUCCCUCGAAAUACCAUGGGACCCGUUUGGUGUCCAGCUUUCAACACCGGAGACUAGGCCAACCACAUCCUCUGUUACGAUUACGUCCUAUGUGGACUUUGCCUUGGGAGAAGCGUCACGGUUCCUGCCUCUUGUUAGCGAAAACGCCGACACAUUACCAGAGUUUUUGCGGCAUAUCAUUGCCUUUUCCGAUGACAAAGAAGCCGCGCCACAAGAGUCAAAGCAGCUGUCAAGUGCUCUGAGUGCUGUGCUCUCGAACGAAAACGUGUUCCACGAGGCCAGACUCACAACGAAAGUCAUCGACCACGUCAUCGAGGCCUUGACCUGUGGUUCGAAGUCCUCCCCCUGGGAAGAUGCAAGCACAAGCGCAGCGCUCAAAGCCCUGAUCAACACACCCAACGAGUUGCUUUCGAGAGCCCAGCGAGAGAGAAUCAUGGAGACGCUCAUGCUGCAACGUCGCAAGAUGAAGAGCAAGACUGAAAAGGUGUCAGCCUCUACAUGGAAUCUCGUCCUCGGUCUGAUGGUCAAGGUGAUGCAGAGGUCGACAUUCUACGAAGGCAUGUCAUUUUCUGAUCUCACAGCCCUCGCCACAAGCGCAUCCCCCGCUAUAGCCGACAUGGACCCAAAGACCGCGCUUGGCACAUCUCGCUUGAUCUGCGAGCUCACUGGUCAAGGUCUGUCGGGUUCCGGCAACUUUGAAGGCGACGAUGCUUCGCUCGACCUUUCCGACGUCCGUGGACGUCUUGCGACCAUUGUCAAGGGUAUCCUUGACGCGUAUGCUCGCGAGUGGCGCUCUUCCAACGACCGGGCAGCUGUUAACAAGCUCCUCGUCGCCAUCGAUGCCGCCGAAGGACUUCCAAGCGACGCAUUGGAAGGGCUGAAGAUUGACAUCAAGGCGCUCGAGGAGGCAAGCGCCGACGCCGUGUCUCAGGGAUAUCUUCGUGGAUGGCAUCUCAGGACCUUCCUCAUCGGCAACUUUGCGCCUCUGCUUGCUCAGCCGCGGCCAACUGACUUCCGCCUGCUGUUCCAGUCUGAUGACGCGAGCGAGGGGACGGGCAGCAUCCCUGACGUGGUAUCGGCAAGCAGCUCACGCGAGACGACAAAUGCGUGCGUCGACGCCAUCGUCCGUCGGAUGGGACGCAGCGAGAAGCUGCAGUACCUCGAGAGCCUGCUCGAGGAGCUCGACGAAGGACAGGCCGUGGAUGGACAGCUCCUGGCUAUCCACCAAGUUGUCGUUCGCCUGACCGCUCACCGCGCGGCUGGGCCAAGACGACGUCAGCCCCGCGCGUUCUGCCGGACCGCCGACGUCGUCCGCCUGCUUCUCGACCAGCGUGCCACUUUGAUGACGCAAUGGAACAUUGAGACGACGCUCGGCGCUGUUUCCGUCAUGGCCUCCGGCAGAGGCGGCGUGGCCGUGUCGUCGUCGCCGCGCGUCUACGAAGCCCUCUGCAGCCUCGUGAGCGUCGUGAUCCGGCGCCACCGCCUCCGCCUCGAGGACCACUACCACAUCCUCCUGUCGACGCUCGAGGCGCUGCUGCGCGCGCUCGUCCACGAUGCCAGCAAGGGCGCGGCGGCGACGCUCGGCAGCCGGCACGCGACGCUGUACGGCCGGCUCGUGACGCUCGUGACGGAGCCGUCGGUGGCGUCCGUGUCGCGGGCGCAGCACGUCGGCGCGCUCGACUCGGCGACGGACGCGGCCAAGAAGACGGCCCGGACGGCACGUGUACCUCGUGCUCAUGCAGUCCGGAAGAUUCUCAACGACGCCAUGGACGCCAGCGGCAGGGCGAUUCUGCGCGAGAUGUUUAAGCGGUACACGCAGUUUGGCAAGUGGAGCGGCGUGUAG